AAACAUUCUAACCUGAAGUAUUAAGUUAUUGUGAAGUCAUCGUUCUGUCAUUCUUCAGUUAAUUAUUGAUGAUUUGAUGAUUGUUGGGCGGAAUUAACACCGGAAUUAGGGAAUUUAUUGAGUUAUUGAGUUGUUUUAGAGGGAAAAGACAGGAGUAUAUCGAUUUUGAAGGGAUUCAUUCAGUUAUUGGAAACAUGCCAGCCACAUCAACACACAAAAUCAUCACAACUCUGGGAUUCAUUUCGAUUUUGCACGCGGCGUAUUCAGCAGCUCAACAUCGAUCGUACUUGAGGAUAACUGAGCAGGAGUUCACGACUUUACCAGUGGAUAUACUUAUCCAGGGCAUUCUAAGCCUCUUCAUCGUGAUGUACGGAGUCCUCUACAUCGCCGGAGACUUCAAGGAGAUCCGGGCAGUCGUGGACCUCGAGAACAAAUCCUGGGAGAGCACCAGAAAUCUCCCAUCGUUCCAAAUAUUCCAUCAUCGAGGAAGAUGUCUGUCUCAAGACUACGUGCCCCCCUACUAACCCCUACUUUCUUAAAUUAUUAAAAAAUGCAGGAGUUCACCUCUCGAAAGUACCAAAAAAAUUCAUUAAGAAAUGACACGAUAUCUUCAAUCAAUUCCUGACUCAUUAAUUAUCUUCGUAAUGAGUGUUUUUUGUAGAGAAUUUAAUUUUUAAUAAAAUGUCGACAUUUCCUCAUGAAUGCACUAAUUAUCGGGACAAUUCCCCAAUUAACACCUGAAAAAAAAAUUCAAUCGUUUACAAAAUCCUAAGAUAACUAUUAAUUGUCUAAUUUUUUCGGUAAUGAGUGGUUUUAGAGUAAAAUAUCUUCGAGAUUUUUUGUAAAGAAUUAAAUUCUCCACAAAAAAAUGUCUUCACAUUUCCUCAAAUGUACUAAUUACCGAGAUAAAUUACCCAAUUAGCACAUAAAGAAAUAAUUCAAUCGAUUCCGAAAUCCUCAAUUAAUUAUCAAUUACAAAAUGUUUUGUAAAGAAUUCAAUUUUCCUCAAAAAAUAUCUUAAUUAAUUAAUCAAAAAAGCCAUCAAAUUCACUCAUCACCAGAACUGUAAAUAAUUCCAAAUUAUUUACUGCACAAUGAAAUCAAUAGCAUUUACAAUUGCAAUUUAAACUCCUCCCAGUCACAGAUCCCCAAAAAAAGAACCAACUGCAGUCAAGUAAUCGUAAGACAUUUUAAUGAAAAAAAAAAUCUGCCAAUUUCCGUUACAAUAAUUAUUCAUGAAGAUAUAAAAUAAACAUUAAGAUAUCACUCCAA
Diachasma alloeum is the source of this 1272-nucleotide messenger RNA. RefSeq names its product membrane magnesium transporter 1 (gene EMC5). Gene Ontology annotation, cellular component: EMC complex; plasma membrane; early endosome. The record is from RefSeq and is a predicted model, not a curated record. Lineage: Eukaryota; Metazoa; Arthropoda; Insecta; Hymenoptera; Braconidae. The coding region runs from base 195 to 524 and encodes 109 amino acids. The transcript has 3 exons.